Arachis duranensis is the source of this 489-nucleotide messenger RNA. RefSeq lists its product as uncharacterized. The transcript has a single exon. Bases 1 to 489 code for a protein of 162 amino acids. The record is from RefSeq and is a predicted model, not a curated record. Lineage: Eukaryota; Viridiplantae; Streptophyta; Magnoliopsida; Fabales; Fabaceae.
AUGAACCCAUUCCAGUUGGUCUAUGGGAAGGCUUGCCAUCUUCCGGUGGAGAUAGAGCAUAAGGCGUAUUGGGCCAUAAAAGAAUGUAGCACAGGAUUUGGGGUUGGAGUCGAAAGGAAGCUACAAUUGGUGGAGCUUGAGUUCCUUCGAUUGGAAGCCUGUGAGAAUUCAAGGCUUUACAAGGAGAAGAUGAAAGUGGUGUAUGAUAGAAACAUAAGAAGAAGAGAGUUUAGAGCGGGUGAGUUAGUUCUCCUCUACAACUCUAGGUUGAGUUUGAUGCCCAGGAAGUUGAGAUCAAGGUGGGGAGGUCCUUAUAGAGUGGAGAAAGCUGAGCCAUAUGGGGUCUACCACCUAAGACACCCUUUAAGCCCCAAUAUCUUCAAAGUUAAUGGCCAUCGUCUGAAGUUAUACCAUGGAGAGAAGAUGAAAAGCAACAAAGAAGUUGAGGUGUUCCUUCUCGAGGACGCACCUGAAGGCGAAGAGAAUUGA